UGAAAGGGAGGGGGAAAAGAGAGAGGAGGAAAAAAAAGACUGCAAAUUUUUAUAAUUGGUUUGGUUUUUAAUAAAGUGGGCAUGACGAUCCUAACUAAGAGACUUGUGUCUGAUCAGUUUCGUACGUCGGGGCAUUGAGCGGCCAAUUGAAGCCAAUUUCCGGCCACGGAAUUCUAGAGCUUUCUGUAGAGGUAAGAUUCUUGAUAUCUCGUCCCCGGUGGGGGGUGCUUCUGUUUCGGUUUUUCUAUUGGAAAUCUUGGGGAAUCGGGUCUGUUUGCUUCAGAUCUGAUAGUUUUGGUCGGGGUCUUUCGGGGGUAUCAAAUUAGGGUUCGUGUGGGCUGGAUUAUAUUGGGUUUGCCGGCGAGCUCAAUUUUAUUAUGGAGGAAAAUUUCGUAAUUUAGGGUUCUUGCCUUUGGGGUUGAUUCACAUGGAGGACGGUGUGAGAUCUGCUGGUCCGUCGGGGGUUUUGGUGAAGACUAGGAACUCCUCUGGUUGCUUAAUUGUUAGGAAAAAAGAGGAUGGAUUAGGAGGCGCCGCCGGUUCUUCAAGCUCACGCUUGCUGAAUGCAAAGAAGGAGAAGAAGAGGCCGAGGUUGGUUUUGAGUGAUUCUGGGUCCAGUGAUGAGGUAUUGCUGCCCCAUCGCAGGCGGGUUGGUUCCGAAACCAUUCGGGUUUGUAAUGGUUUGAAUUCUUUUGAAAAGGAUAUUGUGGACGAGAGUGGUAGUAGCAGAAAGAAGGAUAGGUUGCAGUAUGAUAAUCGGAAUGAUGAUGGUCUGAUCAACAGGAUCGAUGUGGAUGGUUUGAGAAGAAAUAUGGACAACUUAGAUGUCUUUGAGUUCAAUGAGUACGAUGAAAUUGAUGGUGAGAACAGGCGGAGGAAGCAUUUUAAUGGCAGUGGAGAAAGACGGUAUCUUAGUUCCGUUAACCUGCCCCAAGGUGGCACCGAGAGGGAAUUUGGAACCACUUCUAGCAGGCAUGCUGUUGCGGACAAGAGAAAGAACUUGUAUGUAGAUCAAACCAAUAGCUUUGACCGGGACAGGCCUCCCAGGAAGACUAAUUUUGACACAGAUAAUGAUGGUGCUCAUCUCCCUAUAUCUUUGUUGAGAGAGAAGUUUAAGGGUCAUUCUGAUGAAGCAAUCAGGGUUCAGGGGAAGAAUGGAGUUCUGAAGGUCAUGGUAAACAAGAAGAAGAAUGUGAGUGGAGCUCCUGACAUUUAUGAUCAUCGCAAACUAGAACAAAGUAGAAAGAGUCUAAGGACUGAAGAUACUUUGAAGAGGAAAAUGUUAGUUACACCUUCAGUUUACCCAGAAACUCAACCUCAUGUGAAACAGGAUCCUUUUAUAAAGCCAGAGAAGGACCAUGCAGAUUUUCAAACAUCAGCAUCAACAAAAACUGGCAAGGGUUGCAGUUGGGACUCAGGUGAUAGCAGUGUUUCAUUGAAGCCCAGAAAAAAGGUUGCUGAAGCUCACAAAUCUACCAAGAGGGCAAGCUGUGAAGUUGAGAAAACUCCAUGUGAAGAGGCUCCCCCAAGUACAGCAAAGGAAGGAAAGGUAAAACGAGGAAGUGGAACGGAAAAACAAAAGCUACGUGAAAGGAUCAGGGGAAUGCUCCUUAGUGCUGGCUGGAGAAUUGAUUACAGACCUAGAAGGAAUAGAGAUUAUUUAGAUGCUGUCUAUGUUAAUCCCGCUGGAACAGCUUAUUGGUCAAUUAUUAAGGCUUAUGAUGCCCUUCAAAAGCAAUUAAAUGAAGAAGGAGCAGAGGCUAAACCUAGUGCUGACGGUUCAUUUAUGCCAAUAUCAGACGAUAUUCUUAGUCAAUUAACCAGGAAAACUCGAAAGAAAAUUGAGAAAGAAUGGAAAAGUAAGCGAAGAGAUGAUAGUGACAGCGAAAAUGGCAAAGAAGUAAGUGCACCGAGAUCUGUUGGUACCAAAAAUGACAUGGACAGCAUGGACAGUGAUAGCAAUGAAGAAAAAUUAAGCUCUUUUAUAAAGCAGGGUGGAAAAUCUUUUAAAAAUAAAUCAAACGAGAAUGGGUUUCCCAGUGUCAACUCAAAAGGUCAAAGUUCUAGUAAGCAUUCACGUGACACCAUUGGAAAACCUUCUUCUGGAUUCAAUUCACGUAUUUUACAUGGAAGGAAAGGAAGAAAGCUUGGAUUGUUGGUUCGUGGAUCUAGUAAGGGGUUAGAUUCAGAGAAUGAUGGGUUUGUUCCAUAUACUGGUAAAAGGACUCUACUUUCCUGGCUUGUUGAUUCUGGAACUGUGCAGUUGAGCCAAAAGGUCCGGUACAUGAAUCGUAGACAGACCCGAGUGAUGCUCGAGGGGUGGAUUACCAGAGACGGCAUUCAUUGUGGUUGCUGUAGCAAAAUCCUUACUGUUUCGAAGUUUGAGAUUCAUGCUGGAAGCAAACUACGCCAACCCUUUCAUAACAUCUUUUUGGAGUCUGGGGUUUCUCUUCUGCAGUGCCAGAUAGAUGCAUGGAAUAGACAGGAGGAGGGUAAACGCCUCAGUUUCCACACAGUGGAAAUUGACGGCGAUGAUCCAAAUGAUGAUACGUGUGGUAUCUGUGGAGAUGGUGGAGACUUGAUCUGUUGUGAUGGGUGUCCAUCAACUUUUCAUCAGAGCUGUUUAGACAUUCAGAUUCCUCCUGGCGACUGGCACUGCCCAAAUUGUACUUGCAAGUAUUGUGGAGUUGCCAGUGUUGAUGUUUCUCACGGAGACGAUAACGUUGGUUCUGUGAUAUCAAGUUGUAUGUUAUGUGAGAAAAAAUUUCAUGAAUCUUGCAUUCAAGAGAUGGAUACUUCUAUUUCCAAUGGUGCAAUCACUUCUUUUUGUGGCAAGACCUGCCGAGAGCUUUUUGAGAGUUUGCAGAAGUAUCUUGGGGUGAAACAUGAAUUAGAUGCAGGAUUCUCAUGGUCUCUCGUUCGUAGAACUAGUGAAGAUUCAGAUGCAUCUCUUCGAGGACUUUCUCAAAGGAUUGAAUGCAAUUCUAAACUGGCUGUUGCAUUAACAGUUAUGGAUGAAUGCUUUUUGCCUAUUGUUGACAGGAGGAGUGGGAUAAAUCUAAUUCAUAAUGUUCUCUAUAACUGUGGAUCAAACUUUUAUAGGCUGAACUAUAGUGGCUUCUACGCUGCCAUUUUGGAAAGGGGUGAUGAAAUCAUCUCUGCAGCAACAAUCAGGUUUCAUGGGACUAAGUUAGCUGAGAUGCCAUUCAUUGGAACCCGCCAUAUCUAUAGACGUCAAGGAAUGUGCCGUCGGCUUUUUUGUGCAAUUGAAUCCGCUCUCCGCAUGUUCAAGGUUGAGAAACUGAUUAUACCAGCAAUCGCUGAACUCAUGCAUACAUGGAAUGUGAUUUUUGGCUUUAGUCCUUUGGAGCAAUCACUCAAGCAAGAAAUGAGAUUGAUGAAUAUGUUGGUGUUCCCUGGUACAGACAUGUUGCAGAAGUUGUUAAUCAAAGAAACAACUGUUGAGGAUAAUGCUACUUCUGGCUCAGGUGCAAAGCAAACGGAUUGUGGAAGUACAGAGCUCUGUAGUCCUAAGAUCGAUACAGAGACCUCAUCUGGGCAUGAACCUCAAAGUUGUGAUGACAAUGAACGGCAUAACUCUAAGGAGAUAACAAACGAAGUAAUUGUCACUGACCGGAAUCCUGAAUCCGUGUCUGUUUCUCAAAACGAUACUUCCGUGGUGAAUAGUUCCCUGGAUGCAUUUCAUGAAGUUAAACCUUCAUGUUUGCCAAAGGAAGCUGUAAAUUCAGAUUCUCAUUCUGGUGAUGAAUCUGCUAAAUGUCCCUUAGACAGGAAAUGUUCGUCUCCAUCUGAUGCAAGGUGCGACCCUCUUCCAACCAAAAAUAAGCCUGAAGUUCACCAUGGCAUAGAGGACCAUUCGCGGUCCACUUCCCAAUGUAUGGCAGUUGACACAUCAGACAGUUUUCACGAACCUAAGGCUGACUCUUAUGCUGGGCACAAGUUGGCUGAAUCUGGUUCUGAGAAGAAAUCUGUUCCUUCAACUUUAGUGAAUGGCACUGAUGAGUUCGAAAAUACACCCAUAAUGGAUUCUUCUGAAGAUGAUUCUUUGAAUAAGAUUAAUGGCCAUGAUUGUGAAGAAGAUGCCCAUGCUGAUGCUCUUAAACCUGCUCAUUCGGAUGAAAAUUUUGCCGAUGGCAUUGUCUGUGAAAGUCCACUUGUCCAUACUGCUGGUUUGUGUGGCACUAAUGGACGCCCCUUGGAUAUUUUAUCUGAUUGCAAAAAUCCAAUAGCUUGUGGGAAAGAAGCUAUUUCUGAGGGAAUGUGUUGCAGCGAAAAUUCUUCACAUUCAAGUGGGGAUUUGCAGGAAGAUAGAGCUGAAUCUGGUUCAGUUUGAUAAAUUUGAGACUCCAAGUUGAUGUUUCAUCUCCAAAUUACCUGGGCUAUUUCUCGUGCCAACCAGUUUGCUGGUUUCUGCAGGGCUCUGUUGCUAAAUGACUUGUGCUUAACUUGAGAACGAGUUGCAAUAAUCAAUAUUGCUAUUUGACGGGAUUUAUUCAACUUUACGCUGAGUUUGGCAAUUUAGAUCAUAAUCCAACUUGGGUGAUUGUUAACAUGAUUUUUUCGGCCCUGGAGUUCUCAGAGGUGUCCUUGAUGGAGGAAGUAGCAUGGUUCUGUUCACUGCCUAUCUCUUCUGAAAUUGCUGCUGUGAUAUAUGAACUCAAUAUGGCUGGCUAGCUUUGAAGCUCAGACUCCAUGGUCUGGUGAGAUCCCGCUUCGGUUUAAUAGGUUCGGUAUCGGUACCUCUUCAAACCAGCACAUAUUAUAGAAAUGGAGCAUUUCCAUUCAUGAUCAAGGUAAGCUAAUCUGUUGGAGCAAAAUCCUGUUGUAGUAUUAGUGAUUGAUUACAUGGUUCCAGCGCCACGAUGUCUCGACAGUAUCUGUUAACCGGCGAGGUGAUCACCAUCACAAGAGAGCUAGAGAAUUUAAAAUUCUGUAGGUUUUGUGGUGGGGUGUUUAAGAUAAAUAUAUUGAUAUUCAUUCAUAUGAGCAUCCUUUUGUAUAGGCUGUUUGCUGGAAUCUCCAAGCUUUAUAGUCAUCUCUCAUUUUGUUGUGUAUUUUUUGCUGCUGUUUGUGUAUCAGGGCAUCUUCUAAUUUCAGAAAAUUCAGCAUUUUUCUCGGAAGCUACUUCUUUUCCAACCAUGAGAGUUGAUGGUUGGUUUAAGUUUAAGGUGUGGGAAAGAAAAAAAAAAGAGUAAAAGAAAGAUAUAGUUUUUAGUCCCUGUAAGAGAUGGUGAGUCCAUUGUUCUCUUCUCUAACUGUUGUUGGAAUUACUUCUUAUAUGAAGAUGAAAUUGUAAUUAUCUGAUGCACCUGUAUUUCGUUUGAAA
Momordica charantia (bitter melon) is the source of this 5347-nucleotide messenger RNA. RefSeq lists its product as uncharacterized. Lineage: Eukaryota; Viridiplantae; Streptophyta; Magnoliopsida; Cucurbitales; Cucurbitaceae. The record is from RefSeq and is a predicted model, not a curated record.